This is a messenger RNA of Neodiprion virginianus, 2853 nucleotides long. RefSeq lists its product as uncharacterized. The coding region runs from base 1568 to 2305 and encodes 245 amino acids. The transcript has 7 exons. Lineage: Eukaryota; Metazoa; Arthropoda; Insecta; Hymenoptera; Diprionidae. The record is from RefSeq and is a predicted model, not a curated record.
UGGAUCUAGCCAACAAGAAAUUUACGCCAAUUGAAUGCCAUACUUCGUUGAUCUAAGCGAGGCUUGCUUGGCCUAACUGACUGCAUCAGUUGUACCGAUUUGAUUAUGAGGUAAUGGAAACACUAUGUACUUUGAAACAAGUAUACGUAUAAGUAUUGAUGUAUACAUUCAUCGUGAACAUCAGUAUUCUAGUACCAUAACCGUUCACUAGGUGGCGAACUCUCGCGCUACAAAAAUAGCUUCAGAGAUACUUACAACAUCGGGUAGUCGACUAGGAGGUCCGAUACCGUAACGUAUUAUAAAUUCGACAGCAAACCUAAUACAGACGAUGAGAACGUAACAUCAUAUUACGAGACAUCGCUAUUGAUAUUGACGAAAUAUAAACACAAACUAUAAACACACGUUCGAUUAGUACUUUUACGUAUACAACAAUAAGCUUUGGAUUUAUCCUGUAUUUAUCAAGUAAAUCCCAUAACACUCUAAGAUAACAAAAUUUCAAGUGGCAUAAUUCGAAGAAUACGUUUUGUGCGGUUUAAUUAACUCAAACGUGCAGUUAAUAUAAAAGCUCUUUGUGUAACAACAAAUUUAAUUACCAGUUUCAAGCAUUCAACUCUUAAUUCGACGAAACGUGAAUUUUAAAACAAGCUUAACUUGUUCUGAUACAACGAUUCCAUAUUUUUAAAACAAAACUAUUGAGGUGCGUUCAAUCAAAUUUUUAAUCAUUUCAAUCACACAUUUUCCUGAUACAAAAUUCACAUUAUUGCAACGGAUUCGCACUGUGUUAUCUUCAAUAAAUUGAUAGCCGUGGUCAUUCAAAGGCUUGAUUCUGUUCUAUCUUGAGUCGUCACGAGUAUUUCAUUCGACAAAAGUAUUUUUUUCAACUAAGCAAGUAUUCUGUUGGCUGCAUUUGACUAUAGCAUUUAGUUGAAUCAGACGAAUAUCGCUUAACCUAAAUAAUCCUUUCUCUCCGUCUAACACAUAUAUACCAAGAUAAUAAUAAUCAAUAUAAUCCUUCGUGUGCAAUUGAUGACGUUUAUGCAUAAAAAACAAUUAAACUUAUCAAGAAUGUAUCUACAAAAUUUAUCAACAGAUGUACCAUCAACAGUUCAGCCUCCUGUUCUCUCAGUCUGCAAGUUAUAAGCUUCGAUAUCUCGGAAACGUUUCGGUGUUACAGUUUCGCUGACAUCAUAAUAACUACAAUUACCAAGAUUUUCCGCUUCUGCACCUGGCCGUAGAAUGGCCAACAUUUGAUCCUGAGUGGGGAAACUAAAGGAGUUCAACGAACAAAAGGAGACGAGGAACCAGCAGGUGUUAUUACCCCUGACCAGGGUAUCAGACAAGCUAGGAGCGGAGAUCUCCGUUCGCAGUAACAGUGAAAGUAUCCGGUAAACUGCAUCUGCCAAUGCCCCCACGGCUUCAGUCUUCCAGCAGUGCUACGUUUAGGAACAAUCCAUACUUGAAUAGCAACGAGACGUGAUUACACUCACUUGUUUCCCGAAGGACUAACUGUGACAACCUCUCGUGGGUUCAGGGAUCGAAAUAGUGCAAGUCAAAAAAGUUGGACCAAAUGAAACGUGUGAUCGCUUGCUUCCUCCUGGCGUUGACGACUGUUCUUGCCUUAGGGAUAGACGAGAAACGACCCUACGUGAAACAGUGCUCCAAAAAAGAUCCGAAACUCAAGAAAUGCCUCAUAGACGCUCUUCAUCACUUGAGACCCUAUCUUCGGGACGGAAUACCUGAGAUCAAGCUGCCUCCAGUCGAGCCUUUUCGAAUAGAGGAACUAAUAUUGUCGCUCACUGGUGGUCGGAAUGGGUACAAGAUACAACUUCAAGAAAUGGACGUUUUGGGUGCCAGUAACUUCACCGUCUUCGAUAUCAAGCUCGGAUCACCCUUCGAGGCGCUCAUCGAGAUUCCAGCCCUCGUUAUGGACGCUCAUUACUCCAGCUCCGGAGUUUUGAUAAUUCUCCCGGCAAGUGGCAACGGCACUUUCCACGGUCGUUUCGACGAUGUUCGUGCCAUCGUCAAGGGCACUGUCAGCACCAGCUAUCACGAGGGUGGGACGUACCUCCACGUCGAGACGCUGGAGAUCGAAUUGGCCGUUAAGGAAAUCGACCUGAAAGUCGACAAGAUCUUCAACAACAAUCGGAUUCUGACCGAAGCCAUCAACCUCUUUCUACGAGAGAACGGUCAGGAGGUACUCAAGGCGAUGGAACCGCAGCUGAAAAAAGAACUUGUGAUACUAUUCUCCCGGAUCGUUAACCAGCUCCUUCUUCACGUGCCUGUUGAAUCCUUCCUCAGUCCGUAAAUUGAUAAAGAGAGCUGAUUUGGACUCGGCAAUCGGCUGGAUGCGAUUAGUAGGUAUAUGAUUGUAGAAUUCCAAAGCCUUUCUUUUCUCGACACAAUCACCGAAUCUAUCCAACAUUUCUUACAUUCGAUCGCAGACAAGAAGAGUCUUGCAUGCGCGUGAGAGAGCGAUAGUUUCUUUUAAAGUAUACUUUCUAAUUCGCGUCACUUCCAUAUAUCUUAUAUACGAGUACACCGUAUCACGAGUGAAAUAUUCCCAAUGAAAGUUAGGCACCUCGAGUAUAAUAUCCGCGGAUCAGCCAUCAUCUUUCUUAACUUUAUACCAACAGGAUUCUUGUGAUAGUUAUUUCACAACGAAGUAUUAAUAAUCGGUAUUCCAAAUCUGAUUGUUCUUCGAUGUAUUACAAUUAUUGUUAGUUCUUUUUUUUCUUAUUUUAUUUUAUUUUUUUUUUUUUGAGUUAAAUCUAUUCAGUAGAACCUACACGCAUAGUUGUUUAUUUUAUUUUGUAAUAGUUUUUCGCAUAAUAAUAAAUUGAAUACGUAAUUAAA